Molecule: messenger RNA, 5720 nt
Organism: Terrapene triunguis (Three-toed box turtle)
Lineage: Eukaryota; Metazoa; Chordata; Testudines; Emydidae
Gene: UBAP2L
Product: ubiquitin associated protein 2 like
Exons: 29
Coding region: 1681-5211 (1176 amino acids)
Cellular component (GO): cytoplasm; nucleus
Molecular function (GO): protein binding
Source: RefSeq, a predicted model, not a curated record
UAUUUCAGUAGCCGUCCCUCUACCAGAUGGUUUUAGAAAGGCACUUCUGACCGCUUGUAGCAAUUGUGCAGAGGCUUGUGUGUGGCACCCUUUGCUCAGGUGGGCUCUAAAGGGCUUUACUGACUGUAUAUGCAAACCAUAACUAUACGCAGCAUCAUAGGACCCAGCGCUGACACAUCUCUGGGCUGGAAGAAGGUGAAUUAAAGGAAAUGAUCCAGUCUUAUACACGUCUGUAGUGCCGUGCAUCUCAUGCAUUUAUUACAUAACGUGCCCGCGACAAUCCAGCAUAAUCUUAGUUUAGGCAGAGCUCUAAUUACCACUAUGUUCACAGGAACCUGCAGCAACUUGGAAGAAUAAUAUUUAGUACCUAUAGCUGGCUAUAGCGCCUGAAGGAUCAUUCCAUUUCAUUGGUAUCCACACCAGUUCAGAAUCGCAUGUUACAGCAUAUUUAUGUAGCCUUUGAAACUGUCUAUUCAGAGCUUCCCAGUAAAAUAAUGGCUGCUAAUACUACAUUAAGAUUUCAAUAGUGCUUUAUCUCAAAGCACUUUGCAAAAAUCUGUAUUCUCUGUACCCAUGAAUUAUUUCAUCCAUAACCGAAAUGUACUCACUUCUUUGCGAAAUGUGGCCUAAGCCUUACAGAAUAUCCCUCUGUGCCGGGCUCUUUCCGGUGCACAUGCUCCCCAGCAGUGCAGAAUAAUCAUUUUAAAUACUUUGCCCUUCUGUAGUCCUUUCAUCUGAGACCUCAGAGCUUUUUGUAAAUGUUAAUUAAGCUUCAUGGAGGGGGUGUGAAAAUAUCAUCGUUCCCUUCUAACAGAUAGGGAAACUGAGGCUGAGUCGUGCUGUGACUUGCCUAAAGUCACCCAGGAAGUCUGGCAGAGCUGGGAAUAGAACCCAGUCACCUGAAUCUGUUUUGUGCCCUGAACACUUCUCUCAGUUGUGCAUUUGACUGAGAGAUCACUGCUCUACAAAAUGCAACUGAGCCAGGAUUUUUGAUGGAACGCAUAGAUUAUUAUAAAUCUUACAUUUCUCUGUCUCCCUUUUUCCUAAAGACCCCAAAAUACCUACUAGCCUGCAUAGACAGGAAUCUCUUCUACGUGUGAAAUGAAAAGCAGUGGCAAUUAAGUACAGAAAGUGAAGAGUAACUGCAGAGUAAAUUAUUAAAAUCAUUAAAUUAAAAUGAUAGUAAAUUAAAUUGCAAGCUCCUUGAGGUGUGGUGGUCAUGUCAUAACAUAGUUGAGGAGCCCUGUGGCUUUGUCUGAUGCUAUAUAAAUAUAGUGUUUCCCUUUUUGACAUAUAAUUCAGAAGUCAAACUGAUUUGAUAAUGUUUUUCAUUUCUCUAGUUCAUUUCAUUCUAGAAUACCAGGGACACAAUGGAAGGAAAAUGGAAUCACUAUUUUAUUUAUAUAGCAUCUGCCUCGAAGUACAAGAUGCCUUACAAUUUAAAAAGAAAUAUUCAGGUGAAAUGAGUGACCAAAAUACCAGUUAGAAACUUCAGUUAGAUCAGACUGUCACUGUUUCUGUGUGGUAGCGUUUCAGAUGUCAGACUACUGAACUAAUAUUUUGCAUUUUUAAUAGUGCUUAAUCCCUAAGGAUUCCGAAGUGCUGCACAAACUAGAGUAUGAUCCUGAAGUGAAUUCUUGAGUUCUACCUUGUAAAUACUGUUAUUUGUAUAUACUGUAAAUGAUGACAUCGGUGGGCACUAGCCGAGCCCGGGGGAGCUGGGAGCAGACACAGACACAGAGCCAGACACAGCACAAGCAGCGGCCACAGGCCACUGCAGAACAGAUUCGACUUGCACAGAUGAUUUCGGACCACAACGAUGCUGACUUUGAGGAGAAGGUGAAACAACUGAUUGAUAUCACGGGCAAGAACCAAGAUGAGUGUGUGAUUGCUCUGCACGACUGUAACGGGGAUGUCAACAGAGCCAUCAACGUGCUGCUGGAGGGGAAUCCGGACACGCAUUCCUGGGAAAUGGUUGGGAAGAAGAAAGGAGUCUCUGGGCAGAAGGACAGCGGGCAGACAGAACCCAGUGAAGAAGGCAAAGAGAACCGGGACAGGGAUCGGGAUUACAGCCGGCGACGUGGCGGGCCACCGAGGCGAGGCCGAGGCACCAGCCGUGGAAGAGAGUGUAUGAGCCUGCCCUUUAAUAGCAACUAUAACUAUCAUGUUCGGGGCCAGGAGAAUGGACUGGAUGGUGGUAAGAGUGGAGGCUCCUCUGGAAGAGGCACGGAGAGAGGGAGACGGGGCCGCGGACGAGGCAGAGGUGGCUCUGGAAGGCGGGGGGGAAGAUUUUCUGCCCAGGGAAUGGGAACUUUCAACCCAGCUGAUUAUGCAGAGCCAACCAGCACGGAGGAGAACUAUGGGAAUAGCAACAACACAUGGAACAGUACCGGUAGCUUUGAGCCCGACGAUGGGACAAGACUUGAUUUCAUUGGGGGUGAGGGCUCAAAUUAUCCCCGAAAAUUUGACACUGCUCCUGGUGCAUGGAGGACAGCGACGGAGGAAUGGGGAACAGAGGACUGGAAUGAAGAUGUAGGUACUCUCAAUCCCCUCCCCAUGAUAGAAGGGGAACAAAACCUGCUAGCUGAGGACUGUAGGAAUAGCCCCAAACCAGGCUCCUUGUUCCAGGAACUGCACUGCACGACUCAGCUUUCGGAGACCAAGAUCUUCACUGCCUCCAGUGUGUCUUCAGUGCCUCUGCCUGCAGAGAAUGUGACAAUCACAGCUGGCCAGAGAAUUGAUCUUGCGGUGCUGUUAGGAAAGACACCUUCUUCUCUGGAGAAUGAGUCAUCAAACCUGGAUUCAACCCAGGCUCCUUCUCUUGCCCAGCCUCUUGUGUUCAGCAAUUCCAAGCAGACGGCUAUAUCCCAGCCUGCAUCUGGGAAUGCCUUCCCUCAUCACAGCAUGGUGAGCAUGCUGGGGAAGGGGUUUGGAGAGGUUGGAGAGGCCAAAAGCAGCAGCACCACAGGCUCUCAAUUCCUGGAGCAGUUCAAGACCGCUCAGGCUCUGGCGCAGCUGGCGGCUCAGCACACCCAGCCUGGCGGGAGCAACACCUCCUCCUCCUGGGACAUGGGAUCCCCAGCACAGCCCUCGGCUCUCGUGCAGUAUGAUCUAAAGAACCCGACGGACUCAUCCGUUCACAGCCCCUUCACCAAGCGUCAGGCUUUCACGCCAGCCUCAGCGAUGAUGGAGGUGUUCAUGCAGGACAAGCAGCCUGUGGUGACAGCCUCUACAACGGCACCGCCCCCCCCGUCUUCCCCUCUGCCCAGCAAAACCAACCCUGUUCCCCAGAUGUCCCCGGGGUCAUCGGACAACCAGUCCUCCAGUCCCCAGCCAGUGCAGCAGAAGCUCAAGCAGCAGAAGAAGAAAGCCUCCUUGACAUCUAAGAUUCCUGCUCUCGCGGUGGAAAUGCCUGGCUCAGCAGAUAUCUCAGGGCUAAACCUGCAGUUUGGGGCAUUACAGUUUGGUUCGGAGCCUGUUCUCUCGGAGUACGAAUCAACGCCCACGACGAGCGCCUCUGUGAGCCAGUCUCAAAGCAGCCUCUACACCAGCACUGCGAGUGAAUCUUCGUCCAAUCAAAGCCAGGAGUCUGGUUACCAGGGCGGCACAAUACAGACAGCAACGUAUACCUCCCAGAACAGCGCUCAGGGACCACUGUAUGAACAGAGAUCCACCCAGACCAGGCGAUACCCAAACUCCAUCUCCUCCUCGCCCCAGAAAGACCUGACCCAGGCCAAGAAUGGUUUCAGCUCUGUGCAGCCCACACAGUUACAAACCACGCAGGCCGUCGAAGGUGCUCCAGGCCCUGUGGUGAAAUCAGAUUCCCCCUCUGCCCCCAAUAUCGCACCUCUGAACGAUGCAGUAUCCGCAUCAUCCCUGCUGACAACAGCCAGUCAGCACUCAUCAGCUCUGAGUAGCCUGAACCACGCUGAGGAGCUCCCCAGUACGACCACCGCCCAACUCAGCAGCACGUUACCCACCCAGCAGAACAGCCUCUCCUCGUCCACGUCCUCUGGGCGCACAUCAACGUCAACUCUUCUGCACACUAGUGUGGAGAGUGAAGCAAGCCUCCAUUCUUCUGCUAGCACUUUUUCCACCUCCUCCAGCACAGUCUCGGCUGCCCCACCUGUGGUCAGCGUCUCCUCCAGUCUGAGCAGCGUCAGCAGCCUGGGCCUGAGCCUCGGCAGCAACUCCACCGUGACGGCCUCCACGCGCAGCUCUGUGGCCACAACAUCAGGAAAAGCCCCUCCCAACCUCCCUCCUGGAGUUCCACCAUUGUUGCCUAAUCCGUACAUCAUGGCUCCAGGGCUCUUACAUGCCUAUCCGCCACAAGUGUAUGGUUAUGACGACUUGCAGAUGCUUCAGACGAGAUUCCCAUUGGAUUAUUACAGCAUCCCGUUCCCUACCCCCACCACCCCGCUGACUGGCAGAGACAGCAGCCUGAGCAGCAAUCCGUAUUCGGGUGACCUCACGAAGUUCGGCCGAGGCGACGCCUCCUCCCCUGCUCCAGCAACAACUCUGGCGCAGCCUCAGCAGAGCCAGACGCAGACGCACCAUACCACGCAGCAGACGUUCCUGAACCCAGCUCUGCCUCCUGGCUACAGUUACACCAGUCUGCCAUACUACACAGGGGUACCAGGGCUCCCCAGUACCUUCCAGUAUGGGCCCGCCGUGUUCCCUGUCGCUCCUACCUCUUCCAAGCAGCAUGGUGUGAAUGUCAGCGUCAACGCAUCAGCAACCCCUUUCCAGCAACCCAGUGGCUAUGGCUCUCAUGGAUACAGCACCGGUGUAUCCGUGACAUCCAGUAACACGGGAGUGCCAGACAUCUCGGGCUCCGUCUACUCCAAGACCCAGCAGUCCUUCGAGAAGCAGGGAUUUCACACUGGAACCCCGGCAGCCUCGUUCAACUUGCCUUCAGCACUAGGCAGCGGCGGCCCCCUCAACCCUGCGACAGCCGCAGCGUACCCACCGGCGCCGUUCAUGCACAUCCUCACCCCGCAUCAGCAGCCCCACUCGCAGAUCCUCCACCACCAUCUGCAGCAGGACGGCCAGGUACUGCAACAGCUUCCAUAUUUGCAGAUGAUACUGUGCUGCCAACGCCAGCAGGAGGACCAGAGCGGCACCGGACAGCGCAGCCAGGGCACCUCCAUCCCCCAGAAAUCCCAGGCCAACAAGUCCACCUACAACAGCUACAACUGGGGCGCCAACUGAGGCUGCAGCGGCCCUGCGCACCUCGCCACUCGCUUCUGGAAGAGAAACGUACCGAAAACGACAACAAAGGAACCCGGGGAGGAGAGAGCGCCCCCUAUCCCCCGGCACAGCGCCAGCAGCCCCCGGGGCAGGCCGGCCGCUUGGCUCUGCAUUGUGUCUGUUUUCAGCCACCUUUCCUGUUGUAUGUAAUAUAGAAUUUGUAUUUUCUCUCUCUCUUUCUCUCUCUCUCUGCGUUCAGACUCUGAACCGUUUGCCGUAGGGGCCUUUUUUGGUUUUUACUCCUUUCUCUCUCUCCCCCCUUCUCCCCACGUCCUGCUGCCCCCUGACCCCGCUGGACCCAAAGGAGUGGAAAGCUGCAAGCCCACCUACAGCAAACCCCCUUUAAUAUUAGGAAUAAGAACAGUAAUUGAUAUGAACAGCAUUGUCCGAUGAAUUAGUUGAAGUGUUUUUUGUACUGUGUUCUAAAUUUAAUGGAUAAAUGUGUCUUGUAUAUAAAAACGAAAACCCCA